Molecule: messenger RNA, 297 nt
Organism: Prunus armeniaca (apricot)
Lineage: Eukaryota; Viridiplantae; Streptophyta; Magnoliopsida; Rosales; Rosaceae
Source: the annotation of a GenBank genome assembly
AUGACAGGAAGUCUUCUCUACUUGACUGCUACUAGAUCUGACAUUUCUUUUAGUGUUGGUGUGUGUGCUAGGUUUCAAAGUGACCCAAAAGAGUCUCACUUGUUUGCUGUUAAGAGAAUCAUAAAAUAUGUGAGUGGGACUAUUGAGUUUGGGUUGUGGUAUACCUAUGACACUUGUGUCAAUCUUGUUGGGUAUAGUGAUGCCGAUUGGGCAGGUUGUAGUGAUGAUAAGAAAAACACUUCCGGGGGGGUCUUCUAUGUAGGCAACAACCUUGUUGCUUGGCAUAGCAAAAAAUAG